This is a messenger RNA of Caenorhabditis remanei, 372 nucleotides long. RefSeq lists its product as uncharacterized. NCBI's taxonomy places the organism in Eukaryota, Metazoa, Nematoda, Chromadorea, Rhabditida, Rhabditidae. The transcript is spliced from 2 exons. The record is from RefSeq and is a predicted model, not a curated record. Bases 1 to 372 code for a protein of 123 amino acids.
AUGCGUCCGCUUAUCUUGCUCGCUCUUCUCUUCUCCGUUACCAUCGCUUUCAACAUUUUCCGUGAUGAAGUCGUACCAGAGGAGCAACUUUUGACGGUUCGUCGUACUACUCGUGACGCCAAGGAUAGCAGUGAUAGCAGUGAUUCAGAUGAGAAGGACGCCAAGGUUACUGAAGGAUCCGGUUCCGGUGACACCCCAGCAGAGCCAGAGGAGCAACUUCGCCGUGUUGUCCGUGAUGUUGAGGGAGAAUCUUCUGGAGAAGAGGGAUCCGGUGACGCCGCUCAAGUCACAUCUGCACCAAUCCGUUUCGUUCGUUCCGUCGAUGUCGAAGGAUCUGGAUCUGGCUCUGACGAGUUAUCUUCAAUCGAAUAA